CUUCCGAUCAGCUGCAACACAGACCUCAAAAUGCCGUCGACGUAUAAAAGAGAAAAGCCGUGGGACACGGACGAUAUUGAUAAGUGGAAGGAGGAAGCAUUUAAAGCCGAUGACAACCUUGGCGGAAGUUUUGCAGAGGAAUCGUCUUUCGCUACGCUUUUCCCCAAAUACCGUGAAGUCUACUUGAAGGAAGCAUGGCCGGUUAUCACGAGAGCGUUGGAGAAGCUUGGAAUCGCGUGCACUCUGGACUUGGUCGAGGGUAGCAUGACUGUCAAGACGACCCGGAAGACUUUCGACCCUGCUGCAAUUCUGAAGGCGCGUGAUCUUAUCAAGUUGCUGUCGAGAAGUGUGCCUGUGCAACAGGCCCUCAAAAUCCUCGAAGACGGAUACGCAUGCGACAUCAUCAAGAUCCGCAGCCAAGUUCGCAACAAGGAACGAUUCGUCAAGCGUCGUCAACGUAUCCUGGGCCCCCAAGGUUCCACACUGAAAGCCCUCGAGCUCCUCACCAGCACCUACAUCCUCGUCCAAGGAAACACCGUCUCCACCAUGGGCCCCUUCAAAGGAUUGAAGGAAGUUCGCCGUAUCGUAAACGACUGCAUGGCCAACAUCCACCCGAUCUACCAUAUCAAAGAGCUCAUGAUCAAGCGAGAACUCGCCAAGGACCCUACUCUCGUCAAUGAAUCCUGGGACCGAUUCCUGCCCAACUUCAAGAAGCGCACUCUCUCGAAGCGUCACCAGCCGGCCAAGGUCACCGACAAGUCCAAGAAGGUGUACACUCCUUUCCCUCCUGCGCCGGAGAAGAGCAAGGUGGACUUGCAGAUCGAGUCGGGCGAGUACUUCUUGUCCAAGGAGGCCAAGGACCGCACGCACAAGGAGGAGGUUAUGGAGAAACAGCGCCAGAAGCGCGAGGAGAAGAUGAAGGAACGCGAAAAGGCUUUCAUUGCACCCGAGGAGCAAGAUGCUGCCGCGAAGGAGGAAAAGAAGGAGAAGAAGGAGAAGAAAGAGAAGAAAGAGAAAAAAGAGAAGAAGAGAAAGCGCGAGUCUGAAGCUGAGCCAGACGUCGAGAGCUCCGAAAAGAAGGAAAAGAAGAAGAAGAAGAAGAGCAAAUCUGCAGAAGAUGCAGAGGAUUGAAUGAUAUAAUUAUGUUGUUCCUGAAUGGUUUCUUCUUUUUCUCGAGGCGCUUAGGCAUAGCAUGGGCUGGAGUUCUUUUCUACUCUUUCUGUACUCUUCAAAACAAAAACUGUGGAUUGAAUUAUUUA
Messenger RNA from Aspergillus glaucus CBS 516.65, 1259 nucleotides. RefSeq names its product KRR1 small subunit processome component. The record is from RefSeq and is a predicted model, not a curated record. Gene Ontology annotation, cellular component: small-subunit processome; nucleolus. Gene Ontology annotation, molecular function: RNA binding. The transcript has 3 exons. Bases 31 to 1131 code for a protein of 366 amino acids. NCBI's taxonomy places the organism in Eukaryota, Fungi, Ascomycota, Eurotiomycetes, Eurotiales, Aspergillaceae.